Molecule: messenger RNA, 2075 nt
Organism: Pocillopora meandrina
Lineage: Eukaryota; Metazoa; Cnidaria; Anthozoa; Scleractinia; Pocilloporidae
Source: the annotation of a GenBank genome assembly
AUGAUGGGGAAUUUGCUGAGUUCGUUGUGUCCGUCUUGCGUGAAGGUAAGGAAAGAUCAACCUUGCCGCGCUUGUGAGUUGUUGUUCGCCUUCGUUCCAUAGGUAACUCAGGUAAUGAUCUCUCGCGAUAAAUUUGCUAUUCAUUGACUUGUUCUCUGAAUUAUUUCAAUGAUCAAUCGAUCGAUCGAUGUUUUGACCGCAUCGAAAGGCUUGAUUCUUGAAUUCCACGAAAAUAACAAACUCCAGUGCUCCCCCCAAACGUGUCACAUGUCGUAUACAGAUUUGAGUUUCUGUCCUGAUGUUGUGAUCUCUCAUUUUUUUUCUUCUAACUCAUAUAUUAUUUUAAUUUCAUAUGAGCCUUCUUUUGUAUUGUGUACGUGUCAACUAAACUGUUAAAUAUUCAAAUACGACUAAGUAAACUUAAUGAAUUGGAUAAAUUCUGUGCCAAAUAUUACGUAUUGGUGCUUUUCUGUUGUUGCGAUGUUAAGUGUGACUUGGGUUUUUCGCUCUUUAAUACGUAACUUUCACGUAGUUUCUUGAUAUUUCCAAUAAACCUUUUCGUGCAAAAACUUCUUGUCGCCGCUAUCUGACAUUUUCAUUCAGAUCAGAACGGAUUGGAGACGCUAUGAAAAUAGACGGCGAGUUAAUAAUUGUAGUGGUCACGCAAUGCUAAAAUUUAUUACGUGACGUACCAAUCUAUAUAUAUGGAGGGAAAAAAUCGCAAACGGAUAAUUGUUGAUCAUCCAAGAGACAAAGGCCAGCGCGAGUACUUUUGACCCUUUACAUAGAAAUUUUAGAAAACAUAUUCUUCACUCUGUCGCCUUUAUAUUUUGUACGGUAAUGACUAGGAGAAUUUGUUUGACAAUCAAGAUCUUCUUUAAUUGGUGAUCAAUUCCUUUAUUCUCGUGACCUGAACAUUUGAUUUAAGGCUGAUACUGUAAGGAGAAAUUAGAAGCCAGUCACUCUUAGGGGGUCUAAGGUAAAACCCGCUUUCAUCAGCAGUACGCUCUUCAGGAUUACAAACUUAUGACAGGCCUAAAGUCUACACUGUGAUUAUCAUGAGAUGAACCAAGCCAAUGAGACGCAACAAGUCGCCACGCUUGUUUUUGCCUGCGCCUUUACUCUCGGUGUACGCGUAAUUAAAAAUAGCUCUUUGUGUCCUCAUGGUGGAGAAAAUGGUAGCGUUAACGUCCAGGAAAGAAUUUCGUCUGAAAUUAGAUAUGUUACGCUCCAAACUAAGACGUAAUCAGACGGCAUCAUCCAAAGUCGGACGGUAACAGUCUGAACUGUCUGAUAUCGAACAGAUUCGUCCGAAUUCAGGCCGUGUACCGUCCGAUGUCAGACAAAACCGCCCGAAAAUCUGACGUUACCAUUCGAGAUCGUACGAUAUCGAAUAGGGACGUCCGAAAUUAGAAAGAAGUGUCCAAUAUCAAUUACCAAAAUUAGACGAAACCAUCGAAAUCAGACGGUCCCGUCCAAAGUAAGACGGACCGCUUUAUAUCAAACGUAUGCAACACGGUAUGGUGGUUCAUGAUAAGAGGGAAACUAAAGUAGGGGAAAUUGAAGUCAAUGGGUACCUUGUUGAUAUUAUCAAACAUUUAUAGUAACUCUAUAAAAAGGGAGGUGCCUUUGCACCUCUGGAUCAUUUGUUAAUCUACCGUCAGACCUUCAUAUUUAAAUCAAAACAGCUUGAGCUGCAGCUGAUCCAAAGCGAGAGAACAGUAGACGGAUCUCUUAAAAGCUCUAAUAUAUUUUUUAUGUUUUCAUCGCAAUGGACGAAUCGAAAUUUUGCGAUUUGCUUUAACUGAUUUGUCCUGUUUUAGGCAGAAAAGUCGGAGUCCAGCCCUAAGGAGCGGCUGGUUGGGGGAGAUCAAAAUGACCGUACGUACUCUUCAACCCAACAAGACGUUACGUAUCCCCCGACGGAACAGUCGCGUACUUGGGACUCGUCGGAAGCAAGUUCAAAGAGUGUGUACUACACCCCUUCCAGUAGUUUAACAUUAUCGACAAUGAUGGACAAACCUAACAACUUAUUACAGCCAGUUGAGAAAGAAUCAAAUGCUGUGCCUUGUUGA